AUGAGGCUCCAGCUGGAGAAGCAGCUCCUCUUCCUCUCCCUCCUCUGCAUCCUCUCCAAGGUGUGUGCCCAGCUGUGCCGGAGACCAUGCUACUGCCCCUGGGUGCCACCCCGCUGCCCCCGCGGGUCCCCCCUGGUCCUGGAUGGCUGUGGCUGCUGCAAGAUCUGUGCCCGGCGCCUGGGGGAGCCCUGUGACUUCCUCCACGUCUGCGACCAGAGCCAGGGCCUCGUCUGUGACUACAGCACAGCACCUGCCGGGACAGGAGGCACCUGCAACUUCGAGGAUGACGAGGAGGGCUGUGAGGUGAACGGCCGGGUCUACCGAGACGGAGAAGUUUUCCAGCCCAGCUGCAAACUCCAGUGCCGCUGCCUGGACGGGGGGUUCACCUGCAUCCCACUGUGCCAGGAGGACGUGCGGCUGCCCACCCCGGACUGCCCCUACCCACGGCGCGUGGAGAUCCCCGGCAAGUGCUGCCCUGAGUGGAUCUGCGAAGCCCACGACCAGCACCUCCUCCGGGACGCCAGGGCAGCCCCCAGGCCAGUGUCCCCAGUGCUGCCAUACCCCUGCCAGGAGUGGGGCACAGAGUGGAGCGCCUGCUCGGCCAGCUGUGGCGUGGGCUUUGCCACCCGCGUGUCCAACCAGAACCGCUACUGCCGGCUGGAGACCCAGAGGCGGCUCUGCAUGCUCAGACCCUGCCCCGCCCUGCCCGCAGCGUUCCCGGCGAGGGCAAGAGGAGGUCGUUUGUAGCUGUGCCCACCCUGGUUUCAUCCCGGAGCCAAUGCCUCAUCCCGGCAAAGAGUCUGGCACAAACCUAUGGCAUUGUGGUUUUGGUGAAGAUGGAGAAACUAGAGAAGUUUCCAUCAGGAAACUAGAGAAGAACUGAUGGACUUUGGCUGCAAAGGAGGCUGGAAAUAGAGAACAAGACCCCCCUCUCACUUGGCACUUGCCUCCUCUGUGCACCCAGCUGCCCCAGGCAGGAUUGGUGGGCAGCAUUCCCGAAUUUCUUAGGCUGAAUGAAAUGGGAAAUGGGAAAACCCUGCCCCAAGCAUGAACCCACCCAAGAAGCCAGGAAUCACUCUUCUCCUGGAUCAGUGGAGCUCCUGGAAAGGUGAUGCUGCUCCUCCACCACAUCGUGCAGCUCUGCUCUGAAAGGACUGCAAGACAGGCCAUCUCCAGCACCUGGAAGCCCAAAUCCCUGGAGGGAACCCUCAUGCCCUGGCCCCCCAGGGAAGGAGCAGGUACAUCAGACUGCACCCCACAGGUCAUGCCGUGCCAGGCUGAGCCACUCCAUCGUGCAGGAGCUCAGCCAGCCCACGAUACCCACCCCGCCACCAGCAGCUCCUUC
Molecule: messenger RNA, 1345 nt
Organism: Myiozetetes cayanensis
Lineage: Eukaryota; Metazoa; Chordata; Aves; Passeriformes; Tyrannidae
Gene: CCN5
Product: cellular communication network factor 5
Exons: 5
Coding region: 1-747 (248 amino acids)
Biological process (GO): signal transduction; cell adhesion
Cellular component (GO): extracellular region; extracellular matrix
Molecular function (GO): heparin binding; integrin binding
Source: RefSeq, a predicted model, not a curated record